GGGCGUUGUUAGCGCAUGAUGUAUUUCCGCUUCCUCUCGGCCCAGUAGCUUUUGGUUGUACUAGCUAGCUUGUUGCGGGGAGGGAGGGGGAAGAUUGUUUGCAGUGAAGGAGCUCAGUGUACGGGAAGGUAAACUGAGCUCCCCAGAGACUGUCAUCCCGCAGCCUCGGUUCGGGCCCAGCCUUCUCUCUCCAGUUGCCACCACAGCCUGGAGGCGCCUGCCUCCGCCCUCCCGAAUGGUGCUACUCCUCAAAGGCCUCGGCCCAGGAUCCAAACCCCCUUUGCCCCCUGCCUCGGAGCGGUUGCUCCGGGUUUCUCCUGGUGGACUCCUCGCGACGGGGACGGAAGAACUUUUGCACCGACAAGGCUGUAGCUUUAGGAACCCCGCUGACAACGUGAAUCUUGGCCUCUAACCCAGUGUGAGGUCAUUCCCGUGUCCCUUUUUACACCCUUUGAGAAGAGAAACUCUUCUUGUUACCUGGAGCCCGGGAAGCCCCAAGCUGGGGCCCUGGUCCCACCAUGUCAGUCCUCUCUUGUGCAUAGGGCUGUGCCCUCUCCCCAUUAGCAUGGCUGAAUUCAGGCAGGUUCCAGGGGGGCGGGAGACCCCGCAGGGGGAACUUCGGUCUGAGGUUGUAGAGGAUGAAGUCCCUCGGAGCCCGGUCGCAGAGGAGCCGGGAAGAGGUGGAAACAACAGCAGUGAGACCAAAUUGUCUCCAAGAGAGGAGGAAGAACUGGAUCCUCGAAUACAGGAGGAGCUAGAGCAUCUCAACCAGGCCAGUGAGGAGAUCAACCAGGUGGAGCUGCAGCUGGAUGAGGCCAGGACCACCUACCGAAGGAUCUUGCAGGAGUCAGCAAGGAAGCUCAACACACAGGGCUCCCACUUGGGGAGCUGCAUCGAGAAGGCCCGGCCCUACUAUGAGGCUCGGCGGCUUGCUAAGGAGGCCCAGCAAGAGACACAGAAGGCAGCGCUGCGGUAUGAGCGGGCCGUGAGCAUGCACAAUGCUGCCCGGGAGAUGGUGUUUGUGGCUGAGCAGGGUGUCAUGGCUGACAAGAACCGGCUGGACCCCACAUGGCAGGAGAUGCUCAACCAUGCCACCUGCAAGGUGAAUGAGGCAGAGGAGGAGCGGCUUCGUGGUGAGCGGGAACAUCAGCGGGUGACUCGGCUGUGCCAGCAGGCUGAAGCUCGGGUCCAGGCCCUGCAGAAGACUCUCCGGCGGGCCAUUGGCAAGAGCCGCCCCUACUUUGAGCUCAAGGCCCAGUUCAGCCAGAUUCUGGAGGAGCACAAGGCCAAGGUGACAGAGCUGGAGCAACAGGUGGCCCAGGCCAAGACUCGCUAUUCAGUUGCCCUGCGCAACCUGGAGCAGAUCAGCGAGCAGAUCCAUGCCCGGCGCCGGGGCCAGCCCCCUCAUGCCCCUGGCCAGCGGCGCUCCUCCCCUGUGGGGGCAGAGGCCGGGCCUGAUGGUGGCGAGGAUGGAGACAGUGGUAUCAUAGAAGGGGCUGAAGGCGGGGUGCUGGAGGAGGGCAGUAGCCUGGGGCCUGGCCCUGCCCCUGACACAGACACACUGAGCCUGCUGAGCCUACGCACAGUGGCCUCAGACCUGCAGAAGUGUGACUCUGUGGAGCACCUGCGGGGCCUCUCAGACCACACCAGUCUGGAUGGCCAGGAGCUGGGUUCCCGGAGUGGGGGGCGCUGGGGCAGUGAUGGCGGGGGCCGUGGGGGCCGCCACCAGCGCAGCAUCAGCCUGUAGUUCAUGCUCAGGGUGGCUGGUUCCUACCACCAUUGGCCCAUGUAGGGCUCCAAGCUCCCUGUCCUCAGGUCCUUGCUUCCCUUGGAGAGGUCAGGUUGGCUCUUGUCUCUGGUGAAUUUCUCUCCCUCCUCCCCCAGUUCUUUGCAGGUGGCAGCUCUCUUUGCCUUACCCCUUCAGAAGGCUUUUUCUAUGGCUCUCACAUUUGCCCUCCCCCUGCUAGCUCCUCUUGGUCUGAUGUUCUUCACUGCCCCCUUUCUGCUUUCCUUCCAUCUGUCUGGCUUUCCCCUCAGGGAACUUGGUCUAGAAGGUACAGGGUAGCCCACUGGAGAAGGUGGAUGUGGGACCUGAGUUUUGACAUCUUGGCCCCCUGGUUUGAGGCAAUAGACAGGUGUCCCUCCCACCUCCCCAUCUCCCAAGGGGGCCUAGGGAUGCUACAGAGCCUCUGUCCUAGCCUGCCUGUAUGUAAUCUGUAAAAUGCACUGUAGGACUGUGUGCCUCUGGAAAACACUACACUUCCCUGCAGUGCUCCCUUCUCAUUACCUAAGCCACUUUGCUGUGUGUGCCACAAAGAAGGACUUGAAGGGUACCAGUGUCAGAGAAGUUGAAACCCAACCCCACUGUCCACAUAGAGGACACCACCUCCAGACAGGCUCCCAUGUGCAUGUUGUUUCCCCAGCUGAGCUGGGCCAUUAACAUUGCCAAGGUGCUAGUGGGUCUCUAGCAGGGUCCAUGUUGGGGGGUGGAGACAUAAUGAGGUCCUGAUGGUUGAGGCCUUCGCGGUUCCUGCUGCAGAGUUGGGUUUACUUUUUCUGGGUGGAGGUCACUGAGCUUAAUCUCAGCGCCCUCCUGCUGGGUGGAGUUAGGGAAUUUGGUGCUCAAUCCCUCUCCCUCUCUCUUCCCCAAAUCAGACAAUACCUACUCCAGAAUCCCUUGGGGACUGUUCAGGUUUGGCUACUGAGCCUUCUCUGAUGCAGGGAGGGGUUGCCCUAGGGUGAAGGGACCCACCCUCCUUUGGGAGGGGUUUGGUGGUGCUCCAGGCUGUAAGGGAGGAAAAGCAGGGAAGCCACACUGGAUCUGGGUGCCUUGGGAGAACUGGUCCUUCCUCCUUUCCCACCCUAAGAGGUCUGAGAGCUGGACUCUGGGCAGGAUAGCUUGUGCCUAGGCCUGUAUGCUGCUGCCAUCAACUGGGAGGAGUGGGCCAUCAUAUGGAGGGUGUUUCCCUGUGCUAAGAUGGUCACUAUGAGAACCACUGGGUUUGAGGUGGCCAUGGGUGGAGGGGAGAAAGGGAGGGAGGAUGUGGGCAAGCGUGUGUGCAUGUGUUGGGGUGUGUGUGUGUGUGAGAGAGUGAGUGUGAGAGA
This is a messenger RNA of Acinonyx jubatus (cheetah), 3105 nucleotides long. It is a transcript of the gene SH3BP5L, whose product is annotated as SH3 binding domain protein 5 like. Lineage: Eukaryota; Metazoa; Chordata; Mammalia; Carnivora; Felidae. Gene Ontology annotation, molecular function: protein kinase inhibitor activity. Gene Ontology annotation, cellular component: cytoplasm. The coding region runs from base 566 to 1747 and encodes 393 amino acids. Gene Ontology annotation, biological process: negative regulation of protein tyrosine kinase activity; intracellular signal transduction. The transcript is spliced from 7 exons. The record is from RefSeq and is a predicted model, not a curated record.